Messenger RNA from Salvelinus fontinalis (brook trout), 1868 nucleotides. RefSeq lists its product as uncharacterized. The coding region runs from base 1072 to 1818 and encodes 248 amino acids. The record is from RefSeq and is a predicted model, not a curated record. NCBI's taxonomy places the organism in Eukaryota, Metazoa, Chordata, Actinopteri, Salmoniformes, Salmonidae. The transcript has 2 exons.
CCUCUAAUUUGGCUCCCGUUCCUCCAACAGUGAGCAAGACCUGCCAGCAGAGCUCACUGGAGCAGGGAGACAUCCCGUCAUCCUUUUGGCGCCUGACAAAGUACACUUUUUUUCUUCUAAAUAACACUAUAGUAACAUCUUCUGCACUAAGUUACAUUUCGAAUAAGAUUGGUGUUAAGUGAGAAAGAAUCCUAAAGAUGGUCCAAUGGGCAUGGUCUGAAGCCUCUCGUCAUCUCAGUAUGUUGAACCGCCUGAUUUCUUGCAGGCUUGAGAUUCAGAUCCUGCUGAACGAUGUUAAGCAUUCGAUUAAACACAUGCAGGGGACGCUGAACACCAUGCAGGGGCAGUGUAUUUAGUUGCAGACUGCCAUGUCUAAGGUAGUGUCAGAAGAGUCUCAGAUACAGAAGAAUAAGUCUAUGAUGGUAUGGUGAUAAUGAUUGAGAUGGUGAUUAUAAUAAUGACUAGCGGUACCCCACCCUACGGGCGGUAAAUCAUUGGAUCUGAUUAUUUCAAUUCAAUGCAAUUCAAUCUUUCAGGACUGCAACCAUAGAAAUACAAUUUAUUUACACUAAUAAUAAGCUAUUGUCAACUUCCCGUCUAUGCUUAUCUUGCUCAUUGCUCACUGUCAAUUGCUGACUGUUACCCUAUGUGUGCAUCUAUUAUUGAUUUCUCACAGAAAAAUAUUUUGGUUGCAAAUGGACCUGGGGCCAUGUAAAUAAUUGUUAGGCUUCUCAUUUUGAAUCCACCCGUGGCAACUUGUGUGACCAUAAAAGUCUGUGUGCGACUGGGCACAGUAAAAUAAUUUGGUUACUGACCUGCCCUACAUCAUAGAAGGCCCUUCAAGUCGGAACUAGCAAAUUCUGACAUUUCUGACUCGCGAACUCGUUAUGGAAUGAUGAUUUCAAGUUACCCACUUGUGAAGUAUCAGAAUCAACCAGUAGGAAGCUCUACACUGAUAAGUUACAUUCAUUUUAACUCUGAGGUUCCAAGUUUCCGAUGGCAUGUGAAUGCGAAGAUGAUGCUAUCAUAAAGUAUUUGAUGUAAGUAUGUAGGAUAAUUACCACAAUUGCCAUGGUAAUUUUGAAUGUUCAGUCAGUGAGCAUUAUGGGUAAUUAUCCUACAUACUUACAUCAAAUACUUUAUGAUAGCAUCAUCUUCUGUAGUAACAGUGUCAUUCCAAAGAUCCUCCAAGCAUCAGGCCUCAUCCCUGAAGAGAGGGAGGACAUCCUCCUCACAGACAGUGUCUCUGCACAGAGGGAGGGGAUUCUUCCAACAACUACUGUCACUAUGCAAAAGGAGAAGAUCCUCAGAGCAUCAGGCCUCAUCCCUGCACAGAGGGAGUUGAUCCUCCUGAAGGCCAGCGUCCCUGCACACAGGGAGUGGAUCGUCCCAAAGGCUAGUGUCCCUGCAGAGAGGGAGGAGAUCUUCCUCACAACCAGUGUCCCUGUGAAGAGUGGACACAAUCAUCCACAACCACCUCCCAUCAUCCCCAUGGUGGCACCACUGUGGAAAUGGGAUGGUGGAGCGUGUACUCCACCUGUGGAUUUCUAUUCCAAGAGAAGAGAUGUCCGACUUAGAUAUGUUGAGGAUCUUGCUAUGAUGUCCAUCACCAAGCCGGAACACUCCAAGGCCAACCCUCAGUGCCAGACUGGCAGCCGGCCGGUGGCUGAGCCCGAGACCCCUGCUGUUCACAAUAACAGUGGAGGCUGGCUCAGCUGGGUCUUUGGGAGUGGAAGAGUUAAUAAGAAGGAGGUUCAUCUACCUGAGGACAAAGACAGAUCUGUAAGGAACUGGUUAUUAACACUAUAUUCUAUGUAGAGACAAUUGAGUGGAUUAAAAAAAAACUAUUGCGGCUUGAUUCACAUUGC